AUGGCACCCCGACUUGCAUCCUCCCAGCUUGUGAUAAUCCGCGAUAUGAUCAGUAGUAAAUCGCUGACUACUUCCCAGAUGGCUGAAGCGGCUGGCUGCAGCAAGCGUUCGAUAAUAACCAUCAGUGCCAACCUCCGAAUGUUUGGCGAUGUCCGAGCACCCUUGAUCCCUGGCGGCCAUCCUCGUGUAAUCACGUCCGUUAUGCUGGAAGCGCUAUGCGACCAUUUGCUAGAGAAACCGGAAUUAUACCUAGAUGAGAUGGUAGAGUUCUUGUCCGAUGAAUUCGACGUGCUCCUGUCAGAUUUCCGUUCGUAUCACCUAGUCUACAUAAAUGAAUCAGGCUGUGAUAAACGGGCUGGCUUCAGGAGGACCGGCUGGUCUCCCCGCGGCGUGGCACCUGUCCAGGUUUCCCGUUUCCAGCGGGGUCAGCGGUACUAG
This is a messenger RNA of Penicillium arizonense, 438 nucleotides long. RefSeq lists its product as uncharacterized. The record is from RefSeq and is a predicted model, not a curated record. NCBI's taxonomy places the organism in Eukaryota, Fungi, Ascomycota, Eurotiomycetes, Eurotiales, Aspergillaceae. The transcript has 2 exons. Bases 1 to 438 code for a protein of 145 amino acids.